This is a messenger RNA of Aegilops tauschii subsp. strangulata, 935 nucleotides long. RefSeq lists its product as uncharacterized. The record is from RefSeq and is a predicted model, not a curated record. Gene Ontology annotation, cellular component: post-mRNA release spliceosomal complex; U2-type spliceosomal complex. Lineage: Eukaryota; Viridiplantae; Streptophyta; Magnoliopsida; Poales; Poaceae.
GAGGCCCAACCAGCGCGCAGGCUCGCGUCCUCCUCUUCUUCCUCCCGGAAGCGAAUCGAACCACGCGGCGGGUCGAGCAGAGAGGAGAAGAGAGGGGAAAAAUCUCGAGACGAAACCCUAGCUAGCCCAGCCCGCUUCCCCGGCGAGUCGACCGGAGCCGGAGCCAGGUCGGGAUGGGCGCCGAGGAGGACGCCGCCGCCCGCCGCGAGCGCCUCAAGGCCCUCCGCGCCGCCAAGGAGCUCCUCUCCACGCCCGACGGCGCCGCCGCCGCCCCCGACGCGGACCAGCAGAAUGGUGAACAUGGGAUGACAGAAGAACAGGUGGUCCAACCAGAAUUGCCAGGUCCUGUGGAUGCACCCGAGGAUGCUUCCAAGGAGAACGUUAGCCCCACUAAGGAAUCUGAUGAGGUUGAAGACAAUGGGGAGGUUCCACUGAAGUUCAGAAACUACCUUCCUCAUGAUGAGCGACUUCGAGGUGGUAAGGUGGCUCCUCUGUCUCUUCCCAAGUUUGAAGAUCCGAUUGCUGCUGAUGCCGCUGAGCCAAAGCAGCUCGAGAACCCCUUCGGGAACAUCGCUCCAAAGAACCCGAACUGGGACCUGAAACGAGAUGUGCAGAAGAGGAUCGACAAGCUGGAGAAGCGCACUCAGAAAGCUCUGGCGGAGAUUGCAUUGGAUCAGCAAAAGGAGAAAGAGGCUCUGGAGGAGGGAAGCGACGCAGCUCAAGAGUGAAGCCGUACUGGAGGUGUUCCAAAGAUUUGCCUAGGACAAAGCAAGCAACUGAAUUCAAACCUUGAUGUGUUUGUCAUGUAGCGAAAGUGUGGGCGUGCUCACAUAUCCUUUUUCAAUCAGUAUCCAGAAUUUUGAGUUUCUGCUGAUUGUUAGUGAUCGAAUUAAACAUGUUCCGUCUUACGUAUUUGGAGCUAGCUAGUCAUGAUU